CUGAACAUUUAAGAGAAAUCGCCAGAAAAGUCCAAGUUGCUGGAGUUAACUGUGUAGCUUUAUUUGAUGGCGACAAAAAUGAAAUAAAAGCAGCGCUAAGUCUGAAAACAAACGCCGGCAUUCCACUUUUGGACUCGUUUUAUUUAAACAUAACAACAAAUUGUACAGACUUUCAAAAACAACGUGGCUAUAUUAUGUCUUCGCUGACGAAUGAGGAAGGGAACUUUUCCAUAGCGUAUUCAGUGAUGGUCUAUAAAGACGCUGAGAUGGUAGAGCGACUUUUACGAGCAAUCUACCGCCCACAGAAUGUUUACUGUAUCCACGUAGAUUACAAAUCUCCAUUAGAAUUUUUCAGAACUAUUUCAGCCAUAGCCAAUUGUUUCCCUAAUGUGCUCAUUGCCAGUACAAGAGUUGACGUGAAGUGGGGAACAUUCACGGUGCUGGAACCGGAGCUAAUAUGCAUGGAGGAAUUGUGGAGGUAUAGAAAAUGGAAAUACCUUAUAAAUUUGACAGGGCAAGAGUUUCCACUGAAAACAAACUACGAACUUGUGAAGAUCCUCACUGCCUACAACGGAUCAGUUGAUGCGGGGAAAAGGGUUGUUUACUUUUUUUUUUAUAUGUUAUCCUGCCUGCUUCCAGUACUUCUUGAAUUUAUAAAUGAUUGCAGGCCGUUUGUUGACUACGUUCUCCACAAUGACACAGCCAAGGAGCUUUUGAACUGGACAAAGCCCACGUUUGUUCCUGAUGAAACUUUCUUCGCUAUGCUCAAUGCAAAUCCUCAACUAGGCAUUAUAGGCACUUAUAAAGGGUUAUUUUUUGGGAAACCCUGUAAUCCCCAGGACGGGGGGCUAAUUGGGUUUCCCAAAAGGAGCGCUCUUUUAGGGUUUUCCCAGUGGGCGCAUUUUAAUUCCUAG
Candidula unifasciata is the source of this 914-nucleotide messenger RNA. NCBI's taxonomy places the organism in Eukaryota, Metazoa, Mollusca, Gastropoda, Stylommatophora, Geomitridae. The record is from the annotation of a GenBank genome assembly.